AUCCUCGUAUGACACGGCACUUGGAGGCGCAUGUAAGCCAAUCAACCUCCCAUGCACCCGCCCAGGCGGCUUCGUCGGAACCAUGCGGCUGCUGAAGACAAGACGCGAGGGCAAGAGAUGAAAACUUGGAUAGAGAUAGUGGGUGGAUGGAUGUAAGGCAUGGGCUCUCGAAACGUGCUCUCGGCGACCCGAGCCCGUCAAUCAAUCACUCAAUCAAACGCAAUGCGAGACAAUCAUCCCGGGCCACCCGACGACCACGGCGUCAGCGCUUCGCCUCAUUGCGUGAGGAUACAAUCGCCAACCAGGAUGGCUAUUCGCCGCUGGGAUGAUGAAAAAUCUCAUCGCCAUGGCAUGAUGCUGCAUGCUCGUGUGAGAUGCCCCACUGCGAUUGAAUUUACUCCCCAUAACACAACCCAAUCUCACGAUGGCAUCAACUCGCCGAAUCUUGGUGUCACCUCAACCUUUGACCUCAGCUCCCCACCCGCCUGCAGAACCACCUCCGCCUCUCAGCUCUCAGUCCCCUGGAUACGUGUUAGCUUGGCCCUGUCAAUGUCGUCACUCCAAUCGGCCGAUCCGUCUCCGGGCUCCAUCUGUUCUCUAUCGCUCCACGCCUAAAACCGAAAUGAAGCUUGGCUUUUGCUGGCGUCCUCAAGCUUUGGGGCAAGCGUAGUUGAGGACGACAGGGGGGAAGCUGAGAAAGAAAAAAAAAAUUCCCAGCCGGCGGCCUGAAAGCCUGU
Ilyonectria robusta is the source of this 737-nucleotide messenger RNA. RefSeq lists its product as uncharacterized. The record is from RefSeq and is a predicted model, not a curated record. The transcript has a single exon. Lineage: Eukaryota; Fungi; Ascomycota; Sordariomycetes; Hypocreales; Nectriaceae. Bases 160 to 615 code for a protein of 151 amino acids.